Venustampulla echinocandica is the source of this 1023-nucleotide messenger RNA. Its product is annotated as ATPase get3. Gene Ontology annotation, cellular component: GET complex. Gene Ontology annotation, biological process: post-translational protein targeting to endoplasmic reticulum membrane. The transcript is spliced from 2 exons. Gene Ontology annotation, molecular function: ATP binding; ATP hydrolysis activity. The record is from RefSeq and is a predicted model, not a curated record. NCBI's taxonomy places the organism in Eukaryota, Fungi, Ascomycota, Leotiomycetes, Helotiales, Pleuroascaceae. The coding region runs from base 1 to 1023 and encodes 340 amino acids.
AUGUCGACCGCCUUAGUAGACGUCGACGUCGACGAGCUCGAACCCACCCUCCAGACCAUCCUCGACCAAAAGUCACUGCGAUGGAUCUUUGUAGGUGGUAAAGGAGGUGUAGGCAAGACCACAACCUCGUGCUCUCUCGCAAUCCAACUUGCCAAAGUCCGCCGCUCUGUCCUCCUCAUCUCGACAGAUCCAGCGCACAAUCUCUCCGAUGCAUUCUCACAGAAGUUUGGCAAGGAGGCUAGGCUUGUGGAAGGCUUCACGAAUCUGAGCGCUAUGGAGAUUGACCCUAAUGGGAGCAUUCAGGAGCUUAUGGGUCAGGCUGAGGAGGGCGAGGGUCCGGCGGCUGGUAUGGGAGGCAUGAUGCAAGAUUUGGCUUUCGCAAUCCCUGGUAUUGAUGAAGCCAUGUCCUUCGCAGAGGUUCUAAAACAAGUCAAAUCUCUCUCGUACGAAACUAUCAUAUUCGACACCGCCCCUACAGGCCACACACUCCGCUUCCUCCAAUUCCCCACCGUCCUUGAGAAAGCCCUAGCCAAAGUCUCACAGCUGUCUUCUCAAUUCGGACCAAUGUUGAACGGCCUCCUAGGCGCAAACGGCUCCCUCCCCAACGGCCAAAACCUAAACGAGAUGAUGGAGAAGCUCGAGGGUCUACGAGAAACCAUCAGCGAGGUAAACACACAAUUCAAGGACGAGAACCUCACAACGUUCAUAUGCGUCUGCAUACCCGAAUUCCUCUCUCUCUACGAAACAGAGCGCAUGAUCCAAGAGCUAGCGAGUUAUCACAUAGACACGCAUUGUAUUGUGGUCAACCAACUGCUGUUCCCGAAGGCAGGCAGCGAGUGCGAGCAAUGCAAUGCUCGGAGAAAGAUGCAGAAGAAGUACUUGGCGCAGAUUGCCGAGUUGUAUGAUGAUUUUAAUGUGGUUAAGAUGCCGCUUCUGGUAGAGGAGGUGAGGGGGAAGGAGAGGCUAGAGAAGUUUAGUGAGAUGUUGAUUAAGCCUUAUGUCCCGCCAGCGGGUGGGUUAUAG